Rhododendron vialii is the source of this 4216-nucleotide messenger RNA. RefSeq names its product cation/H(+) antiporter 4-like. Gene Ontology annotation, molecular function: antiporter activity. NCBI's taxonomy places the organism in Eukaryota, Viridiplantae, Streptophyta, Magnoliopsida, Ericales, Ericaceae. Gene Ontology annotation, biological process: proton transmembrane transport; regulation of pH. Gene Ontology annotation, cellular component: membrane; endomembrane system. The record is from RefSeq and is a predicted model, not a curated record. Bases 641 to 3016 code for a protein of 791 amino acids. The transcript has 6 exons.
UUGGUUUGGCCGGAAAAAUUAUUAUUUGCUCCUAGAGCAUCCCCGCAUGGCACUCCACGGGCCUUUUUCACCCCCACACUUGCACUGAUUCAUUACUUGUUUGGCCUAGAGGUUGGAAAUUAGAGUAUUUGUGAUUCAGAAAUUAUAUAAUUUAGAAACGAUGACAUACUCUAUAGAUAGCAUUUUUCUUGGAAAAAAUGCCAAAUCCUAUUAAAAAAUGUGGAAAAAUCAAAGCUCUACCUGCCAAAGAAACACUUUAUUCUGUUUUAAAGAAGUCAAGAAAAGGGUCAAUUUGUAGCUGGAGAAGCCAUCUAAUUAUAAGCGUAAUCUGUUCAUUACCAACAAUUAUCAAGUCGUGCUGAAACACCACGUGACCGUGUAUUCAUCCACUAUUUGGAGGUCAUGUGUCUCCCAUUUCCCUCCUCUCAAACAAAUUACCCUUCAUUAUUCGGUCGGCACACGAUCAUGAAUCGUAUUUCACAAACACACUAUAAAUUCCUUUCCUUCCAUUUCAUAAUCCCCUCCAAUUAUCCUCUCUCUCUCUCUCUCUCUCUCUCUCUCUCUCUCCUUUUGGUUUCUUCAUGCAUUGUUCUUCCUUUGAAUUUUUUCAACAAAUUAGGGUUAGAGAAUUCCAAAUCAAAUGGACGUAGUGAAGCCACCUCCCUUCAGGACACUGGCCUUGCAAAACCAGUCGUGCUCGAGGGACCCUGUCCCCAUACAUUCACCGGGGGUUUGGGACAUGGAAGAAAUGAAAUCUUUCCUCGGUUUCGCAUUGCCCCGCCUUCAGUUACAAUUGGCCGUCAUAUUCCUCCUCACCCAAUCUCUCUAUCUCCUCCUCAAGCGCUUCCACCUCCCCCGUGUUGCCUCCGAAAUCAUGGCAGGUUUCAUACUAGGACCUACAAUUCUGGGAAAGAUCAUACCAAGUUUUUCAAAAACACUGUUUCCUCCGGAGGGCGACAUUUUCCUCAACUUACUAUCGAAAAUCGGCUACAUCUUCUUCAUGUUCAUGGCAGGAGUGAAGAUGGACCCAAGCAUGGUGAUGAAGUCCGGAAAGAAGGCCUGGACUAUCGGAGUUGUGUCCAUGGCAUUCCCCAUAGUUUUGUCUCUGGGGGUCUCUUUCCCAUUAAGCGACAUGGUAACCUGGGCUAAGACACCGGGAAUCAGAUUCGUGGUCGCGACACAGACUCUAACGCCGUUUCCCGUUGUUUCCCGCCUCCUCAUCGACCUCCAAAUCAUGAACUCCGAGCUAGGCCACCUUGCCCUGGCUUCCGCGUUGAUUCGUGAGUUGCUCAGCUUAAUCCUCAGCACCACCACAUUUUACAUCAGAGUAGGGUCCCAAGGCUCAGCCGCUUUGGGAAUCCAAGCGCUCUUUAUGUUCUUGAUCACUGGUUCCAUCUCGGGGUUUGUUGCCCGGGCCGGUUUCCUGUGGAUUGUCAGACAAACACCGGAAGGGAAACCCGUCAAGGAAGUUCACAUCAUAUUCAUCUCGUCCGUGGUUUUGGUUUCGGCUAUCAUGUGCGACAACUUGGGGAUCCUGUACCACUACGGGCCUUUCUUGCUGGGCUUGUUCGUGCCGGAUGGGCCGCCGUUAGGGUCGACGCUCGUGGAGAGGCUGGAAACUCUGGUGUCGGGGUGGUUUGCACCAUUGUUGUUGACUUACUGUGGCCUGCAUUCUGAUAUAUUUGCGGUGUCUGAUCUGAGGUUUCAGUUCAUAUUGUGGACAGUUCUGUUUGGUGCAAUUGUGGUGAAGUUUACUGCAAAUUUUGUUCCUGCGUUGAUUUGUAAGAUGCCUGUGAAGGAUGCCAUUGCUCUGUCUCUUGUCCUGAGUGGCCAAGGCAUUGUUGAGUUGGCUGCCUUCCUUGCUUUCAGGGAAAAUGAGACAUUGGAUACUCAAACAUUUUCAACAGUAGCUGCAGCAGUCUGCCUUACAGCCAUAGCCAUACCCCUCCUCGUCCAAUCAAUCUACGACCGCUCCAGAAGAUACGGCGGCUACCAAAAACGAAACAUCCUCCACUCCCUCGAAAACUCCGAGCUCCGAAUACUCGUCACCGCCCACAGACCCGAAGACGCCAUGGCAGCCAUCAAUCUCCUCGAGGCUUACAGUCCCACUAAGGAAACCCCAUUAGCAAUCUACGCUCUCCACCUCAUGGAGCUCGUGGGCAGGGCCCAUCCUAUCCUUAUCAACCACCAGUUAGGCCAGAAGGCCACUUCCAGCAGUGCAUCUCGAUCGCUACCGAUCACCAAGUUGUUCGAUCAGUUUGAGCUUCAGUACUCCGGAUACGUUGUCGUUCAGUCUUUCACCGCGAUUUCUUUCAACAAAUUCAUGCACGAGGAUAUAUGUUCUUUGGCGUUCGAGAAGUUGGUGUCGUUGAUUGUGCUUCCGUUCCACAGGAAGUGGAAUGCGCAGGGGAAGGUGGUUUUCGACAACAACGCAUGGCGGAACAUGAAUCGACAGGUUUUGCAAAUGGCGCCAUGUUCGGUGGGGGUUUUGGUGGACCGUCGGAAGAUUCAGCAGCAGCCGCAGCAGUUUGGUGGACAGCCGCAGGUGGCACCGUAUCGGGUGGCGAUUGUUUUCUUGGGAGGGGAUGACGAUCGAGAAGCUCUGGCAUAUGCGAAACGAAUGGCCAAAUCGCCCCAUGUUUUCUUGACGGUCGUUCGGUUCUUUGCUUACGGGGAUGAUGAUUCUGGGGACGGGAGUUGGGACGCCAUGCUUGAUGCUGAGGUUUUGAAGGAUUUGAGGUUGGCUUUUGCACAGGCAGGUAAUUUACGGUUUAGAGAGGAGAGGGUGGAAGAUGGGCCGGAGUUGGCUUUGCGAGUUCGAUCACUAGAGGAAGCUUAUGACUUGAUCAUAGUGGGCCGGCGACAUGGUGGUGAUUCUAGGAUGUUAGCUGGUUUGACGGAGUGGGUGGAGUUUCCCGAGCUUGGACCUGUGGGAGAUAUUCUCGCGUCUGCAGAUGUUAACAGGCCAGUUUCGGUGUUGGUGGUUCAACAACAAUUACACUUGAAAAUCAAGUGAGGAAAGUGGCCAUUCCAUUGAUGAUAUGCAGGAAGAGUUUACUGAGUAAUCCCAAGGUACUGGAGAAGCUGCAUUGAGGCAAGGAUGAGUAAGAAGAUUGGUUUAGUCUGCUCUGCACAGAGUCUGUGUUCGUUUGAUAUGCAUAGAUCAGACAUGGAGAAUUCAGGUCAGGGAAAUUGUACAAGUUAGUAAAGGAGACAAACUAUGUACCAUACAAUAUAGGCAUUUGCAACUUCAAAAAGAUUUUGAAGGCAUUUACACGAAAAUGCUAGCCUGUGGGAGAAGUUUCCUAACACCACUAAUGUGAAGGGACAGGAUCAGGUCAAAUAAAAGUGAAACUUACAUACUGCAUCUGUGUCGUGUCCUAACUCCUAAGGGUAAACCAGUGAUGCAGGCGGAGUUGUUGUGGUUAGAGCUUAUACUUCAAAAUUGAAAUUUGUUUGCAAUUUUCAAUUUGGAUGUGGCAGUGGUACUAACAGGUUUGAAGAAGGUAAGUCCCUUUCACAUGGCAUUCGUAUGCGCAUAGAGCGGAAUGUUCUUUACAUAGGGCUAGAAUCGGCUUUCAUAGUUCUUGUGAGUUGAUUCAUGCUCUCUGUUCAACUUCUUGGUAUUUUGUUUCAAGGGGUAAACUUGAUGUCUACUAUUUUGCCUAUUUGGUGUCUGCUAUUGCGCUUAUUUACUAAGUUCAGUCUUGUACUUCAUAAUUUUACACCUACUGAAUCGAUUUCCUGAAAUGUAUGGCUUCCCAAUCCUCAUUUCUGCUGUAAGAAAUAUGAACACUACUAAUGUAGGAGUAUUUCCCUUAUCCUCUAGGCAUCAGGAGCUUUGGAAAUAUGUGGCCGGUUUUCCAAGAUUGCUUACUCUGGUGCUUGAAUUUUUUUCCCUUGGUAGGAUUGAUGAACAAACCAAAAUACUCGAGUCUGAGUUCAGUGUAUGCUUAAAAGCUUGUUCAAAAUCGAUUUGUUAUGUGAACCAAUUUAACCGAGCUUGAAUGAGCCACUAGUUUGCUCACUCAGCUUAUGAUGCCUAAAACAAUUAAAAGCUACUCAAGUUGGCACGCGAUCAACCUCCAUAACAAAGUCAAGCUUAAUAUAUUUGAAGCUCUUUAUAUGUCAAACCAAACUUGAACAAUCAACUUUAAUUACCAAAACAAAAAAAACUUCGGCUGGUUCUUCUCAUUUAUCUGUCAUAGUUCAAAAU